ACGCCUGCUGCGACGACCGCACGCUACCACGCGACCCCACGUUCGAUACGUUCGCGAGUGUUUGUGAUUCCAGACUCCCGUGCCUUUUCGGAUAAUAACAAUGCAUCUAAGCUCAGUGCAAGUGGUGUGCGCGGCUCUGGUGACGCUGGCUCUGGGAGCGGCGGCCGCGCCACAGGCGGCUACGCCCCACCACGUAGCCCGCCGCUCCUUCUUCAACCUCCAAUGCAAAGGAGUCUACGACGCGGCCAUCUUUGCCCGCCUGGACAGGAUCUGCGACGACUGCUACAACCUCUUUAGGGAACCGCAGCUUUAUACUCUGUGCAGGGAAAAAUGCUUCACAACGCCCUACUUCAAGGGCUGCAUGGAGUCUUUGUACCUCUACGACGAGGAGGAACAGAUAGAUCAAAUGAUCGACUACGUCGGGAAACGCUAACGCCACCAGCCGCCCACCACUUCGCGCCAACUUUUGACGGGCCGCCAUCUUGGCCCGCCACCACAGACAACGUACAAACUAAGGCCGAACUCCACCGCUUUGCCAUCAAAAGCAUACAAAAGUCAAGUUCCUCCAAUUGACGUUUGCUUGCUAUCCUCAACGUAUUCUAGUCUAUAACGCGACAUAUUAUUAUGUUUGCAACUAAUUGUAAUGUUAUCAUAAUUUAGAUAAUGUGUAUUAAGGACAUCUAUAGUGUUAAUGUUAUUAAGUGUUAAUGCUUGAUAGCUAUCUGAGUGUAAAGUACAUUGAUUGUUUAUAUUAGAUCACCUCCUAGGUUAGUCCCCACUCAGAGGCAGAGGUCGCCGGUCGCCUUUCGUUCAAACUGUCUCGCUAUCUCCGACUGAGAUUGAAAUAUUUAAUUUAAUGGUAACGCAUUCCAAUCACAGUAUUUAAAACGCUUUUUUAUUGAAAUUAUCUGACAACAUUUCGUUUGUAUUAUCGAGUAUUAUGUAUAAAUAUCUAAAUAAGCUUAAAAUAAUGUUAUUCUUAUAAUCACACAAGUGGCUUAUACAUUUAUUCAUUUUCCGACUGUUUAGUUUAUAUCAUACAUACGCCUAUGUUAGAGUAAUAUUAUAGUUUAAUUUGGACUUUUUAAUUCAUUUUACAUUGUUUUAUGAAACACGACCGUCUUGCAUUAAAUUCAACAGAUUUUUGUCAUAACAUCACAUUUUCGCAGUAUUAAAACUAAUAGAUAGGUAGUUCUACUUAAUUCAAACUACUUAUUUUUAAGAAAAUAAAAUUAUGUAAGUUAAAUCAAAAUAUUAUUCAUCAGUUGUGUAUUCAAAAUGAGAGAUUGAGAAUAAUAAUUUGUUUGUGUACAGUACAAAUAGUAAGAAAUGGCAGCAUACAUUUAAAGGUCAAAAGAUACUACUUAAAUCUCGCAAAGAAACCGAAGUAAUUAUUCAGAAAGAAGUAUUCACGUUUGAUAAUUUUAGUAAUAACUUAUAGUUUUAUUCAGCUUAUUAAAGAAAUUCUUAUUUCAAGCCAAUGCAAGCGGUCGUGAGCUAUUUUUCGCUUUAACCAGGAUUCAGUUGUAUAGUGCGAGUUUUAAUUAAUUAGUUUUAAGUAUUUAUAGAGAUUUAUUUUUAUAUACUUCCGACCUAUUUAUUAUUUGUUACUACGAACGUUUUAUUUAUUUUUAGCAGUUUCUAUUGAGCAUCGAUCGAGGGUACCAGUGGAUAUAGUCUAAGAUAUUUUAUAACUACUCACUGAUUUCUGAUUUAUGUACAUAUAAGUUGCGGUUUAUACUUAUAACAUUGUUUAGUUCAACUGAAUGUCUUCUCUGUUUGAAUCUCAUCUGUUUAAGUGAUAUUAGCGUUUCUAUUAACACUUUUUUUGAUAUUAUUUUCCUCUUUCGAAACAUUUUAACAAACAUCCUAAUACAACACUUGCAAGUCUGUUAAAUAACACGUAUUUUAUAGAAAAAUGGUGCCAAUAAAGUCCCGAGACACUAGGUUAAAAUUAGGUAAUUAAUAAAAGAUGUUUAUCGAAAAAUAUUUAUACUAAGAACAUUUCGAAAAAUAUUGUAAAAAAAAUCAAUUAGCAAAAUUAUUAAUCAAUUUGUAUAAAUUUUAUAAAAACAGCUAAGAAACGCUACGGGUUCCGUAAAAUAUAUUUCAUUUUGAAAGUC
Ostrinia nubilalis (European corn borer) is the source of this 2123-nucleotide messenger RNA. It is a transcript of the gene ITP, whose product is annotated as CHH-like protein. Gene Ontology annotation, cellular component: extracellular region. Gene Ontology annotation, molecular function: neuropeptide hormone activity. Gene Ontology annotation, biological process: circadian rhythm. Lineage: Eukaryota; Metazoa; Arthropoda; Insecta; Lepidoptera; Crambidae. The record is from RefSeq and is a predicted model, not a curated record. The transcript has 3 exons. Bases 101 to 433 code for a protein of 110 amino acids.